UGGAGAGCGUGCGCCCAGGCGGGAAGGCCAGGCUACCCCGGGACUGGGGCUCGACUCAGAACACGCGGGCGCUCGGCCCCUCAGCACCGCUUGAACUGGGUCCUUCCAGACAUCUUGUGCCAUGGGACAGAGACAGCCUCCCAUCUCUGAAGCUUUCUGCCCACUUUGCUGUGGUGACCAUGAGAUUGACAGGGAGCGCUGCACACAGCAGGAGGGGUGGCUGCGCAAUGCAAAGCCUGGAAUCCCCUGAGCAAGCAGUGUUUCAGCUGGCUGGACAGAUCAAAUAACACUUGGGCUGGUUAACAAAAGACACACAAGUGGGAAGGUGUUGGAAGCCCGAGUGUGGAAAUUUACCCAACGUUUUCUUUGACAGAGGAGACUCGGUCUGCAAGAUGCCACGUUCCUGCAGCCUCUCUGAGUCGAGCAAAACACAGUUUCUUUCUCGGUGAUGUGGAUGAAGGGGUGACAGGAUGUGCCUCCAUCUGAAGCCUCCAGAGGACCCCGGCCUGACAGCUGAGCUCCCCUCGGACUCGGGACUUCAGGUGUACCUUGGUGGAGAGCUCAUGAAAGGUGCUUGGGUUUCUCCAGCUUUCUUCACCGAUGCUCACCAGGCUGGUUUGGGUUGCAGAAUCUAAGGUGAGCUGAUAACAAGGGGAGCUGGCAGAGGUAAAAAGAAGCCCCUAGAAGCCUCCAGAAUCCGUUAUUGGGAUCCCUUCAUUCUGCUCAGGACACAGAGAGCAGCUACCAAGCUGCCAGAGGCUGUGAUACAACUGAGUUUGGACCAUCGUCAGUAAGGGAACAGCUCAGCAGCAGCUCCUCAUUUCAGCCAGAGGGAACAUCUUUUAACAAAAGGAUUUAAAGGGGAGACUUUCUGCACCUUUUCUUUGUGGUCCAUUAGGAUAGAAAACUUGAUGCUCACAUAGAUAAUGAGACUGGUUUUUCUUUCCAAGAUGCUAUCUUUGAAAGAAGCAUGAGCUAUUCUAAGUGUGGAGGAGGACUUGGGAUAUGCAAGAGUUGGUGGACAGCCCUCCCCAUGCAGGUUAAGAAAACAGUGUGAGCUCCAACUUCUGCAGCUCAGCCAGCAUGGACGUGUGCCACUCUUGUCUCCAGAGAGCUGGUGACAGUGACAUCACCAUGAGAAAAAGCAUCCCUCAGCUUUGGAACUUGACAGAAUGAGGUGUGCUAGAGAGGCCACUAGCUGGGACUCGGCCUUUCCCAACUGCCCUUUCGUCACACGGGCAGCCCCUGACCACCACUGACCCAACCAUGGCCAAAAAGGGCGACUGCAUCGCCAGUGUCUACGGGUAUGACCUCGGUGGGCGCUUUGUUGACUUCCAACCCUUGGGCUUUGGCGUCAAUGGGCUGGUGCUGUCGGCCAUGGACAGCAGAGCCUGCCGGAAGGUGGCUGUGAAGAAGCUCACUCUGAGUGACGCCCGCAGCAUGAAGCAUGCGCUCCGGGAGGUCAAGAUCAUCCGGCGCCUGGACCACGACAACAUCGUGAAGGUGUACGAGGUGCUGGGGCCCAAGGGUGCCGACCUGCAGGGCGAGCUGUUCAAGUUCAGCGUGGCCUACAUCGUCCAGGAGUACAUGGAGACCGACCUGGCCCGGCUGCUGGAGCAGGGCACACUGACCGAGGAGCAUGCCAAGCUGUUCAUGUACCAGCUGCUCCGUGGGCUCAAGUAUAUCCACUCAGCCAACGUGCUGCACAGGGACCUGAAGCCCGCCAACAUCUUCAUCAGCACGGAGGACCUUGUCCUCAAGAUCGGGGACUUCGGGUUGGCGAGGAUCGUAGACCAGCAUUAUUCUCACAAGGGUUAUUUGUCAGAAGGCUUGGUCACGAAGUGGUACCGCUCACCGCGUCUGCUCCUCUCGCCUAACAACUACACCAAAGCCAUCGACAUGUGGGCUGCCGGCUGCAUCCUGGCCGAGAUGCUCACAGGGAGAAUGCUCUUUGCAGGGGCUCACGAGCUGGAGCAAAUGCAGCUCAUCCUGGACACCAUCCCUGUGAUCCGGGAGGAGGACAAGGACGAGCUGCUCAAGGUGAUGCCUUCCUUCAUCAACAGCACCUGGGAGGUGAAGAGGCCACUGCGCAAGCUGCUCCCCGAGGUGAACAGUGAAGCCAUCGACUUUCUGGAGAAGAUCUUGACCUUUAACCCCAUGGAUCGCCUAACAGCCGAGAUGGGGCUGCAGCACCCCUACAUGAGCCCCUACUCGUGCCCCGAGGAUGAGCCCACCUCGCAGCACCCCUUCCGCAUCGAGGAUGAGAUUGACGACAUCCUGCUGAUGGCCGCCAACCAGAGCCAGCUCUCUAACUGGGACAGGUACCCUGUGAGCCUGUCAUCAGACCUCGAGUGGCGGCCAGACAGGUGCCAGGACGCGAACGAGGUGCAGCGCGACCCACGCGCGGGCUCGGCGCCACUGGCGGAGGACGUGCAGGUGGACCCGCGCAAGGACUCACAGAGCAGCUCCGAGCGCUUCUUGGAGCAGUCGCACUCGUCCAUGGAGCGCGCCUUCGAGGCCGACUACGGACACUCCUGCGACUACAAGGUGGGGUCCCCGUCCUACCUGGACAAGCUGCUGUGGCGCGACAACAAGCCGCACCACUACUCAGAGCCCAAGCUCAUCCUGGACCUGUCGCACUGGAAGCAGGCUGCUGGCGCGCCCCCCACCGCCGCGGUGGCUUCGGACGCCGGAGCGCGCGAGGACGAGCCCGCCAGCCUCUUCCUGGAGAUCGCGCAGUGGGUCAAGAGCACGCAGGGCGGCCCCGAGCGCACCAGCCCACCCCUCCAGGGUCCUGAGCGCGGCCUGUCUGCCUCUCCGCCCCGCCGUCCAGCCCCUAUCGACGGAGGCGCAAGCCCCCAGUUCGACCUGGAUGUGUUCAUCUCCCGCGCCCUGAAGCUCUGCACCAAGCCUGAGGAUCUGCCAGAAAAUAAACUGGGCGACCUCAAUGGCACGUGCAUCUCCGAGCACCCUGGCGAUCUCGUGCAGACGGAGGCCUUCUCCAAAGAAAGGUGGUGACAGUGUAGGGAGCACUCCAACAACCCCACCACCACCACCACCACCACCAUCAUCACCACCACCCACCAGCGGGAGGUCACCCGAGAAAGCCAGGCCCGGCAGCAGGAGGCCGCCUCCCUGGCACCUCCAUCCACCCCAUGCACCCCUCUCUGCUACCUGGGGGUUAGCAGAACGCAGGAAGGAUCCGAGGAAUGAGAGGAAUGUCCAUUUCUUAAACUGCCUUAAUAAUUAGCCUUUAAUCUCUGGGAGCGGGUUUAAACAGGAGCCUAGUUUGAGGUUUGAUCACUUUCCCAGCCAAGAGGAGGCGCUCGCGUGUUAUAAGUGGUGGCGUGCAGGAAAGAAACGUGUCGUAGACAGCGGUCUGCAGGCCCUGCCUGUGCGGCUGGGUGCAGAGGAAUCUUGCAGGCGUCGUGUUGAAACCAUCUGGCUCAACUAGCGCCAAUUGACAGAUGAGGAAGGACAGUGAGGCCCAGAGAAACAAAGUCUAGCCAGUGUCAGGGCUAGAAUCCCAGGCACUCGGCCCCCAGGCCAGUGUCUGUGUACUAUAUAAUGUCUUCCUCUGCUGGGAUCAUAACUGGCUUUUCAGUCAGAAAACUUAGUCCAAGAUAUGUCUUCUGUGGCCAUCACUAUCUGGCCCAUUCGAUGUCCCUUUAUUCAGAGAAAUGUUUUUUGGAUUCCCAAAUUGGAAACUGAGCCAGUUUCUUUCCCCUAGUCACCAAGCAUAUUUCUUCCUGGCUCCUCAAGUGCAUAAAUAUUCUCAUUUGCGUUGCCCCUGUAUUUGCCUCACUCCUGCAUGGUCUGAAAUCUUGGCUUCAGAUCAGACCAAUUUGAGGUCUGUGGGUAACAUAACCCAUUCUCCCAGGCUUGUGCCCAUAUCUCUUCCAAAACUCCCUAUGCACUUUUCCUGACACAUGCGCAGACGCAGACACCGCCCUAGUUCCCAAGGGGGGUGUCAUACACGGGUAAGUUCGAAUACAGCCAUUCCGUGAAUCCCUCCAGCACCUCCCCAUCCCCUGCCCAAUGAGGAGCCCACCAUACAGCCCAUGGGGCCUAUCAGGCUCCAUUAGUACUGCCCUUGAUUUUGAUCAUCCUCUUAGCCCUGGCAAAGAGCAGGCCCUAAAGAGAUGUAUCAGAGAGCAAGUGGCUUAGGGAACAAGGAAUCCAGAAAGGUGGGAAGAUGUGAAAGAUGGGGUGCCAAUAUCGAGGGCCUUCAGGAGUCAGGCAGCAGCAUGGGGACCCCAUGGCAAAGGAAGGGACUCAAGGCAACCAUGCCCCUCCUAGUUUAGGCCAGGAUGAGCCUGGAGCGUGCACACCCAGAGGCCCGCCCACACAGAGCCUGGGGUAACGUGUGGGCACUGCAGCCCCCCUGCAGAAGUGUGAUCUAGUCCCCUGGAAUGCUGUGCUGUUUCCACCACUGGUGUUCAGCUCCACCCCCUCCCCUAGCACGCCCAAAGAUACCCACAGGAAGUCUAGCCACUCUAAGCGGAGGACCCCCAAUGUUCGUCUUGGCUAUGUUCACCCUCACCUCGACAGCACCUUAAAUCUAAUCAGCUAACUAGGAUUUGUACAUUGGAACCUGCAACACAUUAGAAACUUAUAUUUAAAAAACGGAAUUAAUCACACUGACCAAUUUUUAAAUGGAACAUAUGUAAAUAUGAAGUAUUUGGUUUUGGUUGUUUUCUUUUUUUAAAAAAAAAAGGAAAUAUAUACCACUCUUCAUGUGCCAUUUGUCCUCAGAGGGCAGCUUUACUUUUUUGGUAAAGGAACAAGCUGCUGACCUUGAUCAGAAGUUCAUAUAUAAUUAUUAUUACAAAGGAAUUGUUAUUGCUUCUCCUGUUUUAAAAAAUCUGGUAAGCGUUAUUCAACUUGAUCAGGACUGGCCAAAUAAAGUUUUAUUGGAACAUGGAUUCAUUUGUUCACUUAUGUAUUAUCUGAUCCUGCUUUCGCAGUGGUUGAUUCAUCAGAGCCUGACUGUCUUCUCCCUAUACCCAUAAAGGCCAGUGUUUUGAGGGGUUGCAGUUGGAGGGGAGGGGAGAGGAGAAUCUACACAGAUUGAUAAUCAGGGAAGUGAUUCCAGAAUCAUUUAGUUCAGGUCUGGUGUUUAUACUGUGGAUUUCAAACCCUAUCUAGUAGCCAAUGCUAAACCUUCUGACCAAGUUUCAACCUUUCCUCCAGUCAGUAUAAAAGGUACCAGUAUCACGAGAGUUGGGGUAGCCAACCACCCAAAAAUGCCUGAAAUCACAGAUGCCUGAGAUUUCACCCAUCUGAAGUUCAUCCUUUUGUAACUCCCUGUGUCAAAGCAUCAGCCUAAGCUUCAUUCAUUAUUCAAUAAAUAUAUAUAUAGACAAUGGA
Hipposideros armiger (great roundleaf bat) is the source of this 5370-nucleotide messenger RNA. RefSeq names its product mitogen-activated protein kinase 4 (gene MAPK4). The record is from RefSeq and is a predicted model, not a curated record. Gene Ontology annotation, biological process: protein phosphorylation. The coding region runs from base 1267 to 3018 and encodes 583 amino acids. Gene Ontology annotation, molecular function: ATP binding; MAP kinase activity. Lineage: Eukaryota; Metazoa; Chordata; Mammalia; Chiroptera; Hipposideridae. The transcript has 7 exons.